GAAUGCCGGGGCGCCCAGACACGCCCCCGCCCACCACUUCCGCCCCUCAGGAGCAUGGCGGCCAGUGGCCCGCCCCGGAUUGGAUGCUGGUGGCAAGUGAGGACCACGGUUGGUCAAGGGGUGGCUGACGUCAGGGGAGGGCCCUUGAGUGGGAGCAGCAUGCCGCCGCCCGGCCUCUGGUGCGCGGGGCUGCGGCUGAGUCGCGGCAUGAGCCAGUGCGUUUUGGAGCCCCGGCUCCCGGGGAAGCGGUGGCUGGUGGCUGGCCUGGGGAACCCCGGACUGCUGGGCACGAGGCACAGCGUGGGUAUGGCAGUGCUGGGGCAACUGGCGCGGCGGCUGGGGGUGUCUGAGAGCUGGGUCCGCGACCGUCGCUGCGCUGCCGACCUCGCCCUGGCCUCACUUGGGGAUGCCCAGCUGGUCCUGCUUCGGCCGCGGCGCCUCAUGAAUGCCAACGGGCGCAGCGUGGCCCAGGCUGCGGAGCUGUUCGGGCUGACUGCCGAGGAUGUCUACCUGGUGCACGAUGAUCUGGACAAGCCCCUGGGGAAGCUGGCUCUGAAGCUGGGGGGAAGUGCCAGGGGCCACAAUGGAGUUCGUUCCUGCAUUAGCUGCCUCAACUCCAGUGCAAUGCCACGGCUGCGGGUAGGCAUCGGGCGCCCGACGCACCCUAACGCGGUGCAGGCGCACGUGCUGGGCUGCUUCUCCCCCUCGGAGCAGGAGCUGCUGCCUCCAUUGCUGGAGCGCGCCACAGACCUGCUCCUGGACCACAUCCGUGAGCGAAGCCAGGGGCCCUUGUCAGGCACCUGACGCCAGUGGACACGGCUGCCAUGCCCACACACCUGGCCACACCCACAGAGGUGCCACAGCAGCCUGUGGUAUCUACUUUUUAUAUAGCUUGUCUUGGCUGCUACCGACUGAAGGGGACUGUGGCUGGACGGGUCCAUUCUUGGGGUAGGCAGUCGGUCUUCUUUCCGAGUCUCACUUGGAAAGCAGGGAAACUUCAGGGCAACUGAACUUUUUGAUCAUUUUUGGAGGAUCAGAGAUGUGGAUCUGUAAGAUUGAAGAUGCCUGCUUAGAAGCUCUUCCGGGGGCUCCUGCCCUCCCCUUCCCUGUGGAGGAGGGACGGGCCCUCAGGGCCCAGCAAGCCCCCUUCCCAGGGGCUGUGUGGGCAUGCCUUGGCCCA
Molecule: messenger RNA, 1180 nt
Organism: Phyllostomus discolor (pale spear-nosed bat)
Lineage: Eukaryota; Metazoa; Chordata; Mammalia; Chiroptera; Phyllostomidae
Gene: PTRH1
Product: peptidyl-tRNA hydrolase 1 homolog
Exons: 5
Coding region: 55-804 (249 amino acids)
Molecular function (GO): peptidyl-tRNA hydrolase activity
Source: RefSeq, a predicted model, not a curated record